AUCGAAAAACAAGUUUUCGCGUAAAAAUGUCCUCUUUCCUUCGAUCGAUGAGCCCGCCGAAGGAUCCCGUGGUGGGCGAGAGAGGCGAAUACGCAGCAUGCUCGGUGCUUAACCACAUGCGCGUAUUAUCAUGACCGAUUUGAAAACAACUGCAUCUGAAGAAAAUACUUUGUCUGCAAAAGGAUACAAAUUACUCAAAUUCGUCGGUGAAGGUGCUUACGCUAAGGUUUAUUUAACCGAUUAUUCAACAAAAGAAUCUUCGAAUAAAAUUACACUCGCAUGUAAAAUAAUAGAAACAUCAAAGGCUCCAAAAGAUUUCGUCGUUAAGUUUCUACCUCGCGAAAUCGACGUUCUCAUACGCUUGAACCACCCACACCUAAUUCAUAUACAUAGUAUAUUUCAACGAAAAACUAAAUAUUACAUCUUUAUGAGAUACAGUGAAAACGGGGAUCUUCUCGGUUACAUUUUAAAAAACGGCUGCGUUUCUGAAAAUCAGUCGAGAGUGUGGUUUCGUCAAUUGGCAUUGGCUCUACAGUAUUUACACGAAUUGGAGAUUACUCACCGUGAUAUUAAAUGUGAAAAUGUGUUGUUGACAGCGAAUUAUAACGUGAAACUUUCAGACUUUGGCUUUUCGAGGUCUUGCGUGGAUGAAGAGGAUCAACCUAUUUUAAGUGAAACGUAUUGUGGUUCUAUGUCAUAUGCGGCGCCCGAGAUUUUAAGAGGGAAGCCGUACUUGCCGAAGCCUACUGAUUUGUGGUCUCUUGGUGUUGUCCUAUUUGUUAUGCUUAAUAAAUCUAUGCCGUUUGAUGACACACGGAUGCGUAAACUUUACGAACAGCAGAUGGGAAAAAAGUAUAGGUUUCGAUCUAGAGUUGCGAGUGUUUUGUCUUUGGAGUGCAAAUCUGUAGUUAAGCAUUUAAUGGAACCUGACCCUGGUUUACGACAUACUGCAGAGCAAGUGCUAGGUUCCGAGUGGAUUGCUAUGGACAGCAGACUUACAACUUUAAACGCUGUUGAAGCAGCUGCGUUGCAAAGAGCUAGAGAGGAGCGUCGAAGAUUAUCGGAUUCUCAUCGCAAUCCACCUAAAAGACAAGGAGACAUUUUGAGUCGAGAAACUAAAGAAUCGUUUAGAGUCAGUGAAAUGAUAAAGUCUCUCGCUAAUUUAACGGCUAGACAGAAAAAACCUGAAUAAAUGGAGGGAAAAGUUAAUAAGGUAUCAAUUGAAGACGAUUUGAAGUUAACGGGUUCUGAACAAUUAACACUAGCGACGCGUGGGUACAAAAUGAUAAAAAAAAUAAACGAGGGCUCAUAUGCAAAGGUAAGGCAACAUGUUAAUUAGAAAUAUUUCUCUCCAAAUGUACCUGAAUAUUUAAAAGUUUGUGUCUAUUUUUACAUAGGUGUAUCUAGCCGAAUACAGAAAUGCAAAUAAAAAUGAUAGAUUAUCGGUCCUUGCUUGUAAAGUGAUCGACACGAAUACAGCUCCGAAGGAUUUUGUUAAAAAGUUC
Molecule: messenger RNA, 1505 nt
Organism: Colias croceus (clouded yellow)
Lineage: Eukaryota; Metazoa; Arthropoda; Insecta; Lepidoptera; Pieridae
Product: testis-specific serine/threonine-protein kinase 1-like
Exons: 5
Coding region: 131-1192 (353 amino acids)
Biological process (GO): protein phosphorylation; intracellular signal transduction; microtubule cytoskeleton organization
Cellular component (GO): cytoplasm
Molecular function (GO): tau-protein kinase activity; protein serine/threonine kinase activity; ATP binding
Source: RefSeq, a predicted model, not a curated record